CUGCGAGGCGGGCCGGCCCCGCGUGCCGCUUCCCGCCCUUCCCCUCAGGGAGCGCUUCCCGCGGGCAGCGCCUGCAGCCACCCGGGUCCGGCGGUUCCACAGCAUGGCCCGGGAAGCGGCGGGGCCGCCGGUGAAAGUCCUGGCCGCUCAGCUGCGGGGAGCGGUGCGGGACGCCGGCGGGACGUGGCAGCUGGGCCGGGCGGAGUCGGGCAGGGACCCCCUGCGGCUGCGGGCCGUGUGGAUGCAGGGUACCGUGCUGGAGGUGGAGCAAGGAGGCCCCUGCGGUGGCUCGGCCCGGCUGCAGGACGGCAGCGGCUGCUUCACCGUGCUGGGGGUGGAGCAGGUACCCAAAGGGCGGCCCUGUUUCAGCGCAGGGAAAUAUGUAAUGGUGAUGGGUGUGGUGCGAUCCUGCAGUCCUGAGCCUAUUCUUCGAGCAAUAAAGAUGACGGAUCUUUCUGAAAACCCCGUGCAUAAGAGUAUGUGGAGCCUUGAAGUGGAGGAUUUGCACAGAGUCAUCCCCUAGAUAACUUUUUUUUCUGCCUAAAAUAACUGGAUACAUACUUGUUUACUUAAAUAACUGUAAGCUGAGUCUUGUAUUUAAAUAGCUCUCUGGUUUCUGUGUUUCUGAAAUGCUGAAAGUGGUACAGCAAUAAGUCGUGUUCUGGUGAAGUGAAAUUAACUGAGAAGGUGACACACAGGAUUCCUUGGAACAGGAUUGCCAGGUUCAAGGUGCAAAGAUUUUACUCCCAUGUGAAAUCAGUUUACUGUGCCUAAGUGCUGUUGGUGGGUUCAGUGCCACACAGGUUUAAGGGUUGGGCUGAAGUGCCUCAUCUCUUGGUUUUCAAUGGGAGGGAGAGAGGCUCACUCUUGCUGCAGGGUGGGACAGCUCUGUGAAGAAUUUGGCACUCUAGGGCUCUACCAGGUAGUGGGAAUUCUCCCUGUUCAAUAUCUGAAUUCAUGUCUCAAGUUCUGCAGUAAAAUGUGGGUUUGCCAGGAUGUUUGUUGCUGUUGUACAUCAGAGCAUGUAACUGAGAAGUUUCAGGGUUAUGGGUGAGUCUGGCCCUUUCUUGUAUAGGGGAAGGUCAAAGCUGGGCUCCCACUGUAAUCAUGUUUAGUAUUUGGACCUUGAAGAGGGUGCACUGUGUUAGCUCUCUCCUAAGUGGAACAAACCUAGAUUUAUCUUGGUUUGAGCUAUCUGGCGAGCUCAGUGGCAAAAACAUGAGGUCCUUUGUAUUUCACUUUCUCAGCUUGUGAUAGAAACUCAAAAACCUCAACUUUGCUAUUAAGUUUUGGAGCAUUAAGGUUCUGCAUGGUAUGCAGAACUGAACUUUGUAGAUCUGGCAUUCCUGUAUUGGACCUAUAUAAAGGACAUGUUUAAGGUGAAUUGUAGGCACUAAUAAUACUUUUGGAAGAAUGACUUGGCUUAACCUCAUGGUGCUCCUGCAAGGACAGAUGGCUCUUGGUGGGUGUUUUCAAACUGCUCUGAUCAGCAUCAGUUACAGGGUCAUGUGGCCUGGUCUCCAGCAACCCAGAAGGUAAAAUCAAGAGUAUUGUGUGAUGUGCAGAUCCUUGAGCUAUUUGAUGGAUUUUAUGCAUUUCCCAUAGGACAAUGUAGUCCAUAUACUGCAUUAUGUUCUGAAGAAGAAACGUCUCAGAGGGCUUCAGUCAAGGUGUGCUAAACUGUGCAGUAUUAUCAGUAAGUUGCAUACUACAGUUUUAGUCCUAAUAAAGCUGAUGUAGUGCAGAGAAAAAUGCCCAUUUUUUAAAAACUGUAGGCUCCAUCUGGGAAGUGUCAAAUCCUGCCAAAUGGGAUCCUUCCUAUGGGAUCACAUCCAUAAGAAAUCACAGACAUAUUUUAGUUGGCUCUAGGGAUGGUUUUGUGCUGAGUCAUCACCUCAAAAGUGUUUCAGCAAGCUUUGAUACUGCCACUGGAGACUUCUGGAAUGUACUCUCUCCCACAUAAACUUCCCUCACUCUACUAGUUAAUGACUUGUUUGCUAAUAUGAGGCAUCUUACCAGGUAGCUUACAUCUUGCAUCCUUUGGCAGGGAGGCAGUGCAUGAUUCUACGUUUUUGAAUUCCCAAGAAACGAGACAUUACCAUGCAGUGAAAAAGGCAUACUUAAAAUAAUUUGGAUGGAUGGUUUCCUUGGUUCAUUAAAGAAUUUAUAAAGGUCAUUUGACCUAUGGCUUCAUUCCUGAAGGCCAAACAAGGCAGUGAAAAAGGAACUGUGGUUGGUUUGUUUAGGUUCCCCCCCCCCCCCCCCCCACCUGCUCCCCCGUAUAAUUUUACUGGUAAUUCUGUCCUGCAUCAGUGAUGCUUUAUCUGUAAAAGUCAAUAUUUUUUUUAGUGGUCCGGAUGUGAUGGUUAUUGUUGAUGAGGUCAUUUGAGUAUCUGGGGCCAACUCUUCCCACCCCAGAGCAGGAGGGGUUAAGGUUUCUUUUAGCUGGCUCCACCUGCUGCUGAGCGACACCGGUAGGAGCAAUCCCUGCCUAUGCUGAUCCAGCUGCUACUGGAUGCUGUGGGCUUCCAGUCUGGUUUGGGGGACCUGAGUUUCUGCCUGUCUGAGACAUAAAACGUGCAUUUGCACAACCUGGUUACAUCUUAGAGACAUCUGCCAGUGUGCUGAGCAUGGUGCUUCUAGUUUAAAAUGUUUAUUGGUGUUUAAAUGGCUUCUUUAGCACCUGCAAGAUGUUACAAGCAGUUUCUAAGAGACCUAAAACCUGCAUUCAUCUUGGUGUUGCCAUGUACAGAUAGCAUAUAGUUAAACUUU
This is a messenger RNA of Calypte anna (Anna's hummingbird), 2772 nucleotides long. RefSeq names its product RecQ mediated genome instability 2 (gene RMI2). Gene Ontology annotation, biological process: DNA repair; maintenance of rDNA; negative regulation of double-strand break repair via homologous recombination. Gene Ontology annotation, cellular component: cytosol; nuclear speck. The transcript is spliced from 2 exons. The record is from RefSeq and is a predicted model, not a curated record. Lineage: Eukaryota; Metazoa; Chordata; Aves; Apodiformes; Trochilidae. Bases 104 to 523 code for a protein of 139 amino acids.